Molecule: messenger RNA, 1353 nt
Organism: Pteronotus mesoamericanus
Lineage: Eukaryota; Metazoa; Chordata; Mammalia; Chiroptera; Mormoopidae
Gene: FAM124B
Product: family with sequence similarity 124 member B
Exons: 2
Coding region: 1-1353 (450 amino acids)
Cellular component (GO): nucleoplasm
Source: RefSeq, a predicted model, not a curated record
AUGGAGGAGACCCACGAGCCUCUGGCCAUGACUGUGCAUCUCCUUGCCAACUCCGGGCAUGGCUCGCUUCUGCAGCAAACUCUGGACCGGCUCCUGGACGGCAUUUUCCCAGAGGUACGUCUCUUUAUGGUGUCAGAGAGGGUCAGUCCGGUGAAAAGCUAUGACAAGUGCCACCCCAAGAGGUCCCGAUUCCCGGGGAUGUCUGUGUUGCUCUUCCUGCAUGAAAGCCUCGGCGAGGAGCGGCUGUUCCGUGUUCUUGACUCCCUACACCGGUGGCCCUGGCACUGCUCCCCUGCCCCGAACAUCCAGGGAAGUCCGGGUCCCUCCCUUCUUGCCCAUCAGGAGUUCUACAGCCUGGACAAUCAGAUGCCCGUCUGGGGCGUGAGGCAGGUGCACUGCGGCACCGAGAUCCUGAGAGUGACGCUCUACUGCACUUUUGACAACUACGAAGACGCCAUCAGCCUCUACGAGAUGAUUCUGCAGAGAGAAGCCACCUUGCAGAAGAGCAACUUCUGCUUCUUUGUGCUCUAUGCCACCGAGCACUUUGCCCUUCAGCUGUCCCUGAAGCAGCUGCCCCUUGGAAUGUCUGUCGACCCGAAGGAGUCUUCCGUGCUGCAGUUCAAGGUUCAAGAGAUUGGCCAGUUAGUGCCUCUCCUGCCCCACCCGUGUGUCCCCAUCAGCCGCACCAGGUGGCAAACGCAGGACUACGACGGCAACAAGAUUCUGCUUCAGAUCCAAUCAAAUCCAGGACUUGGUGUCAGGAAGAGCACCUCCGGAGCUGACACGCUUCCCCAGGGCUGCAGGGUGACUCCUGUCUCCACAAGGAGGGUCCUAGAGCUGAGGAGGCGAAGGAGCCGGAGCAGGAGGUCCAAAGCGGCCUCUCUGGAAUUCCCUGAGCCCAGUGGGAGCCCAGCGUCGGACGGCUGCAGUGGAACAUUAUGGAAAAGCCCUAGCUGCUCAUCUGAGGUCAGCAGGCCAGCCACCAAUGCCCAGCUGCCUCUGCAGCCUCCCCAACUCGAACCCGGGGCUAGAAUGAACGUCUUCAGUCGGAAAAACAGCUUUGAGAAGCUGGAGGCAGAGACCAAUGUUGACACAGGGUAUACAGUGGUCAACUCUGAACCCAGGAAAUCUUUUCUGGGCAGAUGUCCCAAGGCACCUCAGACCAACCAGCCACCACCAGCAUCCUCCUUGGGGGCAGCUGCCUCCAAAAGCAACAGAAUCUUGAAGGAGAGCAUCCAUCCUUUGUCACUUGCUGGCCCCAGGGACCUUGGUGCAAGGAAGAUAAUCUCAAAAUGUCCCUUUCAUCUGCCAGCUCAGGGUGAAGAAAAAGAAGAAGAAGAAUUCUUUAUAUAG